CACAGGUCAGCUGUCGAGUAUCGCGUAUCGGUAGCAAAUCCUUUCGAAACCAAUCCAAGGUUGCAAAACACUAGCACAUCGGCGAAAUGUGAUAGUUAACAAUUGUAAAUUGGUAGCCACGCACGCCGCUGCAGUCGCAACGUGCCGCCGCGGUCCGUUCGCAUCAACACAGAUAACUUAUCAGUGAAAAUCUUUAUAACGUGACGACAAAAGGAUUCAUCGUUCUCCCUCAAAAUGUCUACAAUCACAGAAGAUAUGUGCGAACUUUUGGAGAGCUACAACGGGAGAGAUAAGGUGGUCCGUCUGGCAUGCUACGCGUUCAAGCUGUAUGGUUGUGUGAAGGACGAGAAGCCAUGGCAGACGGCUGGCUCGCGUCUGUCCAGCGCGCGCAUGAUGCUGCGUCUCUUCGACGACAUACCCAUGAUCAGGCACACAUACAAUUAUGGCUUGGGGAGACAUGAGUCGACGACAACAGCGGCGGCGCUCGGUGUGUUAGCCAACGCGGUGGACCAGGCGUUCCUUCCAGUGGAGAAGGCGUGCUGGCUCUACGACGUGGGGGUACUGAAACUGAACGAGAAGACGGCGGAGACGCUCGAGAUCAUCAGCACCGCGCUGUGGGCCGCGUCGCUCUUCAUAUCUUUAAUACAAACGUCCCGCUCCGUCCGACAUCUGUGGUGGAGCCGUGAUAGUCUUCAAACCUCCUCCGAGAACGGCGGCGCGGACAUCCGACGGAACCUCGACAUCAGACUGGCACUCCAAGCAGUGGUAAUGGGCAAACUGUGUCUGGACAUCACGCAUGCCGUCAGCUGCUUGCCCCAAGGCUGGUUGUGGGGGGAGAGAAUCGGAGCUACUAAGGUCGCAGCCAUCGCCACCACCUCCUCAGUCAUCGGUAUUGCCAUGUUCUUCGCCAAGAAACGACUUUUAAAAUAAAGCUUGUCGUGGCUCAGACAAGGAAGGGUCAAAAUAGUGAUGCAUAUAUCUAAAUACUUUAUUAAUGCAUUUGUCCCAACUCCAACGGGCCUUCUCUAAGAUUCUGUGUCAGUUGGGCUCAGGUCUGUGGGGAUUUAGGCUACUUUGAAUCUAAAAUUAACCAACCACGUCGCUACAAGAACAGACUACGGCCUCCACAUUACGUGCAUUACAAGUAAUUUUAGUUAUAUAUUAUUGGUUGUGGCAAAGGCACAUAACGAUGGUAUUUAGCGAUUAUUGUUAAUGGGAUUGAUACCAGGGGAUCUAAACAGAUAGCAGUGGAUCCGAACGAUAGUCGACAGGCGGCACUUCUCUAUACAUCUACAUCAGUCAACAAUAUUUAUUAUUUGGAUUUAAAGUCUAACAUACUUUGUCAGUAAACUAUACUUAUAAUUCAUUUGUUAUCGUCAAGAAAUACUUUGUUCUGAUUGGUUGAUUUUGGCAAUAGAUUGAAAAAUCGAUUGCUAUUGGUUAUUAAAAAUGGCUGUAAUUCUUUUUUGUCUAAAUAUUCGACUUUCGAUCGUCAGUAUUGAAAUACUAAAAUGAAUCACUUCGUAACGAUAAAUUGCUAUUUGUUUACACUCCCUUACGCUUACAACUUAUAAGAUAGAUAAUUAUAAGUAUUGACUGACUCCCGUUGUAUCAAGAGUUCAAUUGAUAACUUUAAAAUUUGCCAAACUUGAUUACACUAAGUACCUUAUAUUGUUUAUAUACGUAGUUAUAUUUGUAAAUAAGGUUUUAUGUAAGACUGUGAAGGGCAAAUCAAUGGAAAUGUUACAACUAGAAUUAAUAAAGACCUUUUGGGAUAUUUCUCGCAAUUUCGUCGGUAAGUGCUCGAAAUGUUAGCAUUAGCGAUAGGUUUGUAAUGUUUUUGCUGUAAAUAUACGCAAAAUUAUUAAGAUUAUUAGUAAAUUUACAGUUUGUUAUAAAGUCGAAAUGAUUUAUAUUAAAUGUUGUAGUCAUAAUUGUAUGUACUUAAACUCAAUGAUACCAUAUGAAAUAGAUAUUAAUAUCGCAAUUAUUUGUGAUCAUACUUAAAUAAAUUUAUUAGGUAAGCAUUAUCCACGAAAAUGGCAGGGUUAUAUUAUUAGUGUAUGCAGACAAUCUGAGGGGCAACAAGCUUCAUGAAAAAUUUAAACUUAAGGAUGUAUCGUUAACCUAAUAUACGAGGUAGAGGUAAAGAGAACCUACUUAUAAAGGAACAAGUGUUAAAAAAGUAUAGAUUAUUUUUAGUACUUAUAUCAAAACAAACCUGAAAUUAGUUUAUCGGGAAUCAGUAGCACAAUCCAUUGCACUAAUUUUAAACGUAUGUUAUAUUUUAUCCCAAAAACAUAUUAAAAUUUCGUCAAGCUUUUGUAUUAAUAAAAAUUCAGCGCAUGUCGGUCGCUCCCUGAUACCUACUACUACAGCCGACCGUUACAAGCACACUCUUCCCCACCCCGCGGCACCGCACAUGUCCCGCUCGUUCCUUGCGACGGCGGGGACGGUAUGCUUGAUUUAUCAAUUCCGCGUGAAUUUUCAUUGUUAUUAUUAUUUUUGUACUUUCAUGUGAUCUUUUACACCAAAAUCUUUUUGGGUGUUUCAGCGUUAUGGUAUAAAAAAAUUAAUCUAGUAUAUGGGUAAUUUAUGUCGGUUCAAAACUUUGACGCCCAUUUUACUGAGGAAAUAUACAAACGUCUUUUAUCUCCGAAGGGGUAGGCAGAGGUGCAACUCACGCACCCGCAUUACGCAGUACGCAUUCUGUCCCAUUAUGCGAUAGAGGGCGAGCCUACCGCCAAAUUGCGCUAAUCACACACUCCGGGCUUACUUUGCCCGACCCGGGGACCUAGCCCGAGACCUCAGCAAUGCAGUGGUACCGUAUUACAACUAUGCUAGUGAAGAAAAGUAAAAAUUGAUAUAGCUAACAAAAAACAGCUUAAUUAUACGAAAUUAUACGAGGGACUUGUUAAUUGACUUCAACAAAACCGCAUUUAAAACAUGAGAGUAGCUAUAGAAACUCUAAUAAUGUAACUAAUAUAUCGCCUGUAUAAAUUAGCUAUACAUAUCUAUCUGUAUCUGAAUUGGCUGUAUGAGAAUGUAAUAAUGUACAAUUGAAUUGGGUGUAACUCCUGUAAGAAUAUAUUUAAUAAAUGAUUAUUUUUAACAAAUUAAUAAUUUUGUUACCUGCUUUAACCCAAUGCAGAUUGUCCGCAAACAUGUGUGUUAUAUUUAAAUACAUUGUUUAUUAUUUUAGUAAGUUAAUAAGCUUUAUUGUGUUGCAAAUGAUUGGUGAUUGUAUUGUUUUAUAAUUUGUACAUUUUGAAUGUUUCAUGACGUUAAAUUAUGUAUAAAUGGA
This is a messenger RNA of Manduca sexta (tobacco hornworm), 3304 nucleotides long. RefSeq names its product peroxisomal membrane protein 11C. Gene Ontology annotation, biological process: peroxisome fission. The coding region runs from base 235 to 930 and encodes 231 amino acids. Gene Ontology annotation, cellular component: peroxisomal membrane. The transcript is spliced from 4 exons. Lineage: Eukaryota; Metazoa; Arthropoda; Insecta; Lepidoptera; Sphingidae. The record is from RefSeq and is a predicted model, not a curated record.